GUUUUCAUUUCUCAGUCUCUGAACCGUCCCUGUGCCCUAGCUGGUCUCGCUUCGCAGCCACAGCUAGAAGAAGAAGUGGAAGAUGAAGACGAUUCUUUCUUCAGAGACAAUGGACAUCCCCGAAGGGGUGAAGAUCAAGGUCAACGCCAAGAUUAUCGAAGUGGAGGGCCCGCGAGGCAAGCUCAGCCGCAACUUCAAGCACCUCAACCUCGACUUUCACCUCAUGACCGACGAGGAGACCGGCAAGCGCAAGCUCAAGAUCGAUGCCUGGUUCGGCUCCCGCAAGACAAGUGCCGCCAUCCGUACCGCGCUCAGCCACGUGGAGAAUCUCAUUACUGGUGUUACUAAAGGAUACCGUUACAAGAUGAGAUUUGUGUACGCUCACUUUCCCAUCAACGCUUCCAUCACUAACGGAAGCAAGUCCAUUGAGAUCCGUAACUUUCUUGGAGAGAAAAAGGUUCGUAAAGUGGAUAUGCUUGAGGGUGUAAGCAUUCUCCGAUCCGAAAAGGUUAAGGAUGAGCUCAUAUUGGAUGGGAAUGACAUUGAGCUUGUGUCUCGGUCGUGUGCUUUAAUUAAUCAGAAAUGCCAUGUGAAGAACAAGGAUAUUAGGAAAUUCCUUGAUGGUAUCUAUGUCAGUGAAAGGGGCACCAUCCUUGAUGAAGAAUGAUGAACUAUCAAUUUUAUGUCAUGGUAAAGUUAUGAGAGUUUUGGGUUCUUGCCUCUACCCUUAGAUGAAAACGAUAGUUUGUUUUUCAGGAAAUUUUUAUUGUAUUAGAGAAUUUUGGAUUUCUGCUUUACUAGUUGUCUUUUAAUGGCUUUGUUUGAAUAUGUUAUGGAUAUUAUCAAAACCUUGUCAUAUUCCUCUUUUCACCCUUAUUGAAACCCAAUUUUCUGA
Messenger RNA from Mangifera indica (mango), 895 nucleotides. Its product is annotated as 60S ribosomal protein L9-like. The record is from RefSeq and is a predicted model, not a curated record. Gene Ontology annotation, cellular component: cytosolic large ribosomal subunit; ribosome. Gene Ontology annotation, biological process: cytoplasmic translation. The coding region runs from base 83 to 667 and encodes 194 amino acids. NCBI's taxonomy places the organism in Eukaryota, Viridiplantae, Streptophyta, Magnoliopsida, Sapindales, Anacardiaceae. Gene Ontology annotation, molecular function: rRNA binding; structural constituent of ribosome. The transcript is spliced from 3 exons.